Molecule: messenger RNA, 3091 nt
Organism: Xiphophorus couchianus (Monterrey platyfish)
Lineage: Eukaryota; Metazoa; Chordata; Actinopteri; Cyprinodontiformes; Poeciliidae
Gene: nucks1a
Product: nuclear casein kinase and cyclin-dependent kinase substrate 1a
Exons: 8
Coding region: 289-1212 (307 amino acids)
Biological process (GO): interstrand cross-link repair; double-strand break repair via homologous recombination
Cellular component (GO): cytoplasm
Molecular function (GO): double-stranded DNA binding; single-stranded DNA binding
Source: RefSeq, a predicted model, not a curated record
CCAGUGAGGACCGUCCCCUCAAUACCACCUGGUUUGGUUGCACACAAGCUGCAGUUUCAGUUUGUUUUAUUCACCAUUUUGAGUAGCGGAAGGUAAAAAAUAAGAAUAUUUGUGUUUGGUGAGCGAAACCUGGACGUCCUCUUAUUUUCACGCGCUAGCUCGGACGGUGGAGUCGCGCGGCAGCCUCGCGCCUGUCGGUGUUGUGCAGAGCGGGAAUCUUAUUUCUUUUACCCCCCCUCCCUGUUCUUUUUCUUCUCCCGUCUCUAACCUCCACAGUAUUCCUGCAAAAUGUCAAGACCAGUGAGGAACAGGAAAGUGGUGAACUAUUCACAAUUCAACGAGUCUGACGAUGCAGAUGAGGAGUAUGGCGGCGAUCGGCCUAAGAAGGUGCGCCCCGCCCCUCGUGAGCCGAAGCACAAGCGCUCGAAGAACUCACAGGAUGACAGUGAGGAUUCUGAUGAAAAGCUCUCCAAAUCCAAAAAUGAUUCAGCAGAUGACUUCGGCAGUGAGGAGGAAGACAAUGACUUUGGAGAAGAGGAGGAGGAGGAAGGAGGCAGCGACUACGAAGAAGAGAGAGGAAAAAAGGCAAAGAAAGCCAAAGUGGAGAAGACCAGUAAGAGGGGCCCAAAGAGAAAACGGGCUGCAGAUGACAGUGACGACGACAAGGAAGUGAGUCGGAAGCGUACAGUGAGGCAGGCUGCUUCCAAGGCCGUGUCAAAACAGAGAGAGAUCCUGCUGGGGGACGGAGGCAGUGAGGAUGAGGAGCACGAAGACCAGGAGGAGUCUUAUAUGGACCCUGACGAGUCUGGCAGCGACGAGGACUUCAUGGUGGAGGACGACGAUGACAGCGACUACGGCCGCUCCAAGAAGAAGGGGAAGAAGGUCAUCCGACGGGGGCGGCUGGAGAAGAAGGAGAAGAAGAGCCCCAAACCCCGACUAAAGGCCACAGUCACCCCCAGCCCCAUGAAGGGGAAGGGCAAGGGCCGCCCCAGCACCAAGACCGUGGAGAAGAGCUCACCCAAAGAGGAAGAGGAGGAGGAAGAACCAGAGAGCCCUCUGGAGGAGGAAGAGGAGGAGGCCGCCGAGAAGAAGGAGGAGACCUCCCCCGCCACCAAGACAACGAAGGAGUCUGCAGGAGGAGACGAGGAAGAGGAGGAAGACGAGGAGGAGGAGAACGGCUCAGAAGAGGAGGCGCCCUCUGGGGAAGACUAGAAGAUGGAACCCGUUCCUUCCCAUCCUCCACCUCUCUCUGUCUCUCCUUCACAUGUUUGUUUUCUUUUGUUGCUCUGCAUUUAGGGUUUUGUUUUUCUUUUUGUAUUCUUCCCCUCCUAGUGGCCUGGCUCAACGAUUUGGAGAACCUCUAUUUUUUUAUUUUUUUUUAUUUCAGUCAGCAUCCUAGCUCCUCCAGCAUCCCAACGUCUCCUCCGUCUCUGUAGGACGGUGAAGCAAACGUCCGUCCUGCAGCAGAGCAGCAACCUUUCUUUUCUCCCUGUUUUACUGGUUCAGCCCAUCCCAGGUGGGGUUCUGUAUCGGUGGGCAAAGCGCUGUAUCUCAUGCACGUCGACACGCGCCCGGGUAAACGCCCGUUUCCUCUCUGCUUGGUGUUUUCAGCGCCGCUUAACGCCGUGAUGAGUUUUAAACACUUUAUUUAAAGCAUUUCUGAGCUCACUUAAAGGUCACACUUGUCAUUUUUAAUCAUUUUUCCUUCAGCUGCUUUUUGGAACGGUUUCUCUUUUGUAUAUCCAGCUAAAUUUUGUUUUGUUUUUGUUUUUUGAAACAGCGCCCCCGGCAUGGCUGCAGCAUCCUAACAUCCAAUCCUUUGUGCCAGGCACCUACAUUUCCUGUUUUUUUUUUUUUUUUUUUUUUUUUUUGUUUUCAGAAAAAUGCAACAAGAGGUGUUCUUUGUUUUGAGAGUUUAAAACAAGAUUGUUUUUUUUUCCUCUCUCUCCUGUUGGUUCAUUGUUCUAAUUCUCUAUUCAGAUUUUUUUGUAAUGUUUGUUUUUUAAGAAAAAGAAAUAAAAUGUAUCUUGAUUUUAAAGAAAAUCCGUUGACCCUAUGUAAUCUGUUCAGUGUGACGGUGGGAGCAGCUCUCUCUCUCUCCCAUCAGCUUUAGUGGUUUCCCAUCAGUUUCCCAUCACUUCGGUUCUUCAGUACUUUGAGUUGCCCGCGUUAGAAGUUCAAGUAGACCGGGCAGCUCCGUGUUCGUGUUCAUUUGUCGAUGCCUUAAUUUUCAUUCGGUUAAAUUUUUUUUUUCCACCAGUGGCUCUAAUGUCAUCCCCGAAGGCCUGAGAAUGUAACGAGUCCUCACGUUUCAAGCCUUUGCUAGCAAGGCGGCUGACGCCCGGCUCGAAACGAGUCACCAAUUAGUCCGAUCAGCAGACCAUCCAAAGCCAUAGACGAUCUCAGAACUUGUGAUUUGUAGAUCAGGUGCAGCUCUUGUGAGAUUAUCCUCUUGUGUUUGAUGUCAAAGCAAAAAAAGAAUAAAAGAAUGAAGUUGCUAUAGCGAUCUUGGGGACAGUGUUUUCGUACGGGUCGUCCUGAGGUCGCAAUAGAAGUUCGUCCCAGCCAGGGCGCCGGAACCUUCGUUCAUAAGCACAUUUGAUUGUUUCCCGCCUGUCUGAGACAGCAGGUCAGUGUUUUUCUACGUUCAGGUCCCUGAAUUGGCACCGAGUCCUUACAGUCCAGCCGUUUUUAAAAACUUGGAGGUUAAAAAAGAAAGAGGCUCCUCUCUCCUACUGGAGGCACAUGGUUCUGUUCCUCUCUCAUCCACUCUUCAACUUUUCUCUGUUUUUACGUUUUUGUUUGGUUUUUUUUUAAUCUACGUUGAGUUGUUCUGGCAAUGUUAAUGUAAGCUGACUUGUGAUUCCUACGGCGACCAGGCAGUGAAGCUUUUGUCAGUCUAGUGGGGGGGGGGAAAGGAACACUGAACUCUUCAAUCUUUUUGCAUGUUGUGGAAAAAGUGCGAAGCGAUGAUGUUGAAUAAAUGCUGACAGUAGCAACAUUGUGGUCUAAAGGAAAAGUAUUAAACAAUGUUGAUAAUGUUUUGGUUUCCCAGCUUCUAAUAAAGGCAACCUACUUUUUAUACAGAUUA